Haemonchus placei is the source of this 246-nucleotide messenger RNA. NCBI's taxonomy places the organism in Eukaryota, Metazoa, Nematoda, Chromadorea, Rhabditida, Trichostrongylidae. The record is from the annotation of a GenBank genome assembly.
AUGGCCGCGCCUCUUGCCGCGUGCAACCCGAACGAGUCAAUGCACCCAUACCCAAGCACGACACUCGUGGGAUCGUGUGGUUACACCUUGAAACAAGUCAUGAAGACGCAGAUGAGAUGGGAGUUGAAACUGCGAUCACCUGUAGAGUUAGAUGAGGUCACCCUGGUAUUGGUGACGGUUUAUGGUAAUCUCUACUCUGCCGCUGAUGAUGUCCAUACCACUGCCGUUCUAACUGGGAAGGACUAG